This is a messenger RNA of Heterocephalus glaber (naked mole-rat), 2045 nucleotides long. It is a transcript of the gene Apex2, whose product is annotated as apurinic/apyrimidinic endodeoxyribonuclease 2. NCBI's taxonomy places the organism in Eukaryota, Metazoa, Chordata, Mammalia, Rodentia, Bathyergidae. Gene Ontology annotation, biological process: base-excision repair. Gene Ontology annotation, molecular function: endonuclease activity; zinc ion binding; DNA binding. Gene Ontology annotation, cellular component: nucleus. The record is from RefSeq and is a predicted model, not a curated record.
GCAAGAGAACGCCUGCGCAAAUGCGCGCGGGAGGCGGUGUCUGGCCAAUUUCUAGCGGCAAGUAGUAGUUUGUCGGUGGGAGGCCUUCUAGCUCGCUGAGAUGUUUCGCUUGGUGAGCUGGAAUAUCAACGGAAUCCGAAGUCCCCUGCCAGGGGCGGUAUGCCAGGAAUCCAACAACUGCCCCAGCGAGACCAUGGGACGCACUUUGGAGGAACUGGGUGCUGAUAUCGUCUGUCUCCAGGAAACCAAAGUGACCAGGGAUGUGCUGACAGAACCCCUGGCUAUUGUUGAGGGCUAUAACUCCUAUUUCAGCUACAGCCGCAGCCGUAGUGGCUAUUCUGGUGUAGCCACCUUCUGUAAAGACAGUGCUACCCCAGUGGCUGCUGAAGAAGGCCUGAGUGGCCUGUUUGCUACCCAGAAUGGGAACGUGGGUUGCUAUGGAAACAUGGAUGCGUUCACCCAGGAGGAGCUCCGGGCUUUGGAUAGUGAAGGUCGGGCCCUCCUUACACAGCACAAGAUCCGAACAUGGGAAGGGAAGGAGAAAACUUUGACCCUAAUCAAUGUGUACUGCCCCCGUGUGGACCCUGAGAAGCCUGAACGACUGACCUUCAAGAUGAGCUUCUAUCACUUGCUGCAGAUCCGAGCAGAAGCCCUUCUGGCAGCUGGCAGCCAUGUAAUCAUUCUGGGUGAUCUGAAUACAGCCUACCGCCGCAUUGACCACUGUGAUGCAGUCAACCUGGAAUGCUUUGAAGAGGACCCAGGACGCAAGUGGAUGGAUGGCUUGCUUAAUAACCUAGAGUGCCAGGCUGGGUCCCACAUGGGGCCCUUCAUUGAUACCUACCGCUAUUUUCAACCACAGCAAGAAGGGGCCUUUACCUGCUGGUCGGUGGUCAAUGGUGCCCGCCAUCUGAACUAUGGGUGCCGGCUUGACUACAUCCUAGGGGACAGGAGCCUGGUCAUGGACACCUUCCAGGCCUCUUUCCUGCUCCCUGAGAUUAUGGGCUCUGACCAUUGCCCUGUGGGUGCUGUUUUGAAUGUGUCCUCUGUGCCUGCAAAACACUGCCCACCCCUGUGUACCCGCUUCUUUCCUGAGUUUGCAGGCACUCAGCUCAAGAUUCUUCGUUUCCUAGUUCCCCUUGAACACAAACCUGUAUUGGAGCAGUCAGCUUUGCAACUCAGCAAUCAAACUCAGGUACAGAAACAACAAAACAAAUCCUGUGUUCGCUCAACCAGGCCUCGGUUAAGUCAAGCUAGCUCCAGAAGAGGCCAGAAAAACAUGACAAGCUACUUCCGGCCCUCUUCCAACCAUCCCCAAACUUCUUCUGACUUGAAGCUGCCUACCCUGCCUCUGGUGGGCACCCUCAUGACCACAAAGACUCCAGAAGAAGAGGAAAUAGCCAAAGUGGUAGAAGUGGAGAUAAAGGCUUCAGGGGCCAAAGAGGAGAAGGAGGCACUGACCUCAUUCUGGAAGUCUGUGUUGGCAGGGCCUUUGCCUAUGCCCCUCUGUAGGGGCCACAGGGAGCCAUGUGUGAUGCGUACUGUGAAGAAGCCAGGACCCAAUCUAGGCCGCCGUUUCUACAUGUGUGCCAGGCCUCAGGGUCCUCCCAGUGACCCCUCCUCCCGCUGCAACUUCUUCCAGUGGACUAGGCCCAGCUAAACCAAUUGAAGCCUAGGGAUAUCUGGGUUGGUCACCCUUGCACAGGAUCUGAUGCCAGCUCCCUUCUAAGUUGCUAGUGCUGCCUUCUCUUCCAAAGUUUCCUUUCCUCCUUUCUUCAUCCUCUUCUUUUCUUUUUCUUGCUCUUCUUCCUCUUGAAAGCUCCCAUCUUUCCUGGUACAGCUUCUUGUCCCUCUCUGAAGCCCCUCUUCCUCUUUCUUCUUGACCUACCUUUUCUUAUACCUUAAUGCUCUAACCCAGUCCUACACCCCACUUUCCACCUUCCUAUCAGAAGUACAUGGGAACCAGGUGUUCCAAAUAGUUGCCAUUUUAAAUCCCUUUUGUCCUUAUUGGGAAAUGUUCAUAAAUAAAGUGUCUUUGUUACAGAGUA